AUGCGUUGCAUCUAAGAAACUCCCUACACUACAAAUGGCAUUUUCUUUUGUGAAGCUUGAAAACACAAUGGGUUCCAAGUCCUCAAAGCCCAACCGGGGGCGAUUCGUCUGCUCUUGUUUCACGGUCAUCUUCUUCCUCUGCUUGUUCGCAGCAAUUAACGAAGUUCGAUUCAGUAGCUUACUGAGGUUGGGUCGAUGUGCUCUCUCAAACGAAACUGCACCCACAGAAAACCAAUCAGAAGACCUUAGAAUCCUGAUAUCCGUUCUGACCCUCCCCGACCAGUACCUACGACGACACUUCCUGCGCCUCGUGUACGGCACACAAACCUGGGAGGGCGCGAAAGUGGAUGUGAAGUUCGUGUUCUGCAAUCUCACAAAAGAGGACCAGAAAGUGAUGGUGGCGAUGGAGAUCAUGCUUCACGACGACAUCAUCAUCCUGAACUGCACCGAGAACAUGAACAGGGGCAAAACGUCGACGUUCUUCAGGAGCCUGCCGGAGAUGUUCAACGACACGAGCGGUGUGGGGCCCUACCCUCCCUACCACUACGUGAUGAAAGCGGAUGAUGACACGUACGUGAGAAUUAACAGUUUGGUGGGGUCGUUGAGGCCGUUGCCGAGGGAGGAUUUAUACUAUGGGUUCGUGAUACCCUGUGGUAGCAUGGACCCCUUCAAACACUACAUGUCUGGGAUGGGGUUUGUGGUGUCCUGGGACAUCGUGGAGUGGAUCUACGGCUCUGAUAUUCCGAAGAAACACGUGGAGGGCCCAGAGGAUAAGGUGUUUGGAGAUUGGAUGCGAUGGGCUAGGCGUGGAAAGAAUAGGUACAAUGCUAAGUGGUCUAUGUACAACUACCCUGAUCCACCCUCCGUUUGUAGCCACGAGCUUUGGAAUGACACUAUUGCAGUUCAUUUGUUGAAGAAUCAAGAGAAGUGGAUUCGGACUCUCUCCUUUUUCAAUCACACCCAUUCUUUGAAGCCAUCCAAGUUAUAUCAUAUACCUUAGUUUACUGAUUUUCAUUCUCCACAUUUCGUUAUUUUAUUUAUUUUUAUUAUAUAUAUGAUGAUAGUAAUAAUUAAUGUUACAAUAUCUGAUUUCAUUUGUUGAGAAA
This is a messenger RNA of Vigna radiata var. radiata (mung bean), 1106 nucleotides long. RefSeq names its product beta-1,3-galactosyltransferase 6. Gene Ontology annotation, cellular component: Golgi membrane. NCBI's taxonomy places the organism in Eukaryota, Viridiplantae, Streptophyta, Magnoliopsida, Fabales, Fabaceae. The transcript has a single exon. Gene Ontology annotation, molecular function: hexosyltransferase activity. The coding region runs from base 35 to 1000 and encodes 321 amino acids. The record is from RefSeq and is a predicted model, not a curated record.